Messenger RNA from Sclerotinia trifoliorum, 2065 nucleotides. The record is from the annotation of a GenBank genome assembly. Lineage: Eukaryota; Fungi; Ascomycota; Leotiomycetes; Helotiales; Sclerotiniaceae.
AGCGCCUCAUUCCAUGCAUAGCAAGGUAUUUACGUGAAAAAGUGCUUGCUUUUGGAAACAGAGAAGAAAUUCUAUGACUCUAUGACGAUGAUGCCGGAGAAGCGAAUGCAAAAUAGGACACAUCAGCAUCUCAGAACCAUUGCUGACACUCCGCCUGCGUUUGUUUACAUCAUGGCCGCUUAUGCCGAGAUGAGCAAUCUUAUCUCCGCUCUUUGGGACUAUAUAUAACGGUUCUGUAAGGUCAAUUCCAGAUGAAUAGUUCAUAACCCGACCUUGAAUGAUGUUAACCACAACCACACCCAAACUGAAAGUCCUCAUCUCGGGAGCCGGCAUAGCGGGACCAUGCUUUGCAUAUUGGCUUUCUAGAACCCGGCUUAAUACAUCAAUCAAGAUCAUCGAGCGGUCACCCAUUCCAAGAUCUACGGGGCAAGCAAUUGAGAUUCAUGGUGCAGCUAUUGAAAUUGCGAAAAAGAUGAAGCUAGAAGAUGCUAUUCGUGCGCGAUUUACGACUGAAAAGGGUACAAUGAUGUUAAACUCGGCAGGGAAGCCAUUCGCAACAUUUCCAGCCGGUGAUACUUUCACAUCCGACUACGAAAUUUUGAGGGCUGAUCUGUCUGAGCUCUUCCUGGAAGCUUCGAAAACUUUUGAUGGUGUUGAAUAUGUUUACGGUGAUUUUGUCGAAACUGUUCGACAAACAGAGACAGGUGUCGAUGUAACUUUCAAUGGCGGCUCAAAAGACACCUUCGACUUAAUUGUUGGUGCAGAUGGGUCCACAUCCAAGAUUCGAUCCAUGAUUUUGGACGAAGAAGUUCUCAAAAAUAGUUACAAAUUUAUUGGCCAAUACAUCGCCUUCUUUAGCAUCCCGAGCCAACCAAAUGAUUCUAAAUUUUGGGAGAUUUUCAGUGCACCAAAGGGUCUAUGUAUGAUGAUGCGACCACAUCGAAAUCCUUCUACCAAGGGCGUCUAUCUAUGUAUCACAAUGCCGAAACACGGAGUUGAAGAUCCAGUGGUGGAACAAGCAAUGAAGGAAGGACCUGGAGCCACGAAACUUAUGCUGCAUUCAUACUUUGAGAAUUGUGGUUGGGAGGCCAAGCAGAUAUUGGAGGGACUGGAUAAGUCAGAGGACUUCUACAUGGCCAAGGCGGCCCAAAUCAAGCUACCAAAAUGGACCAAAGGCCGUGCUGCAGUAAUUGGAGAUGCUGCAAUGGCAACUUUCGGCGUUGGAACCACUUUAGCGAUUGAAAGUGCUUAUAUACUGGCGGGAGAGUUAUCGAAGGUUCAGAAUAGUAAUGGCAUUCAAAAAUCCUUGCAACGAUACGAAGAGAUAUUUCGACCAAUCUAUAAGAAAAUGGAAGAUCUUCCGCCUGGAUUUCCACAAAUUGCCAUGCCUCAAACUAGAUUGGGUAUGAGGAUAAGAGAUUCCAUAAUCUGGUUUGUUGGAAAGACGAAAGCUCAUAAGCUUCUUCCAAAUGAUCAAGGAGGAUCCGAUCAUAGAUUGCCGGAGUAUGACUGGCUAGACAACUAAAACGGCAUAUUGGGUGGUAUUUGCGUUAAAAAGAGAUGAUUCUGCGCGUACUCUUUUAGCUUCUAGGUGAAGAAGUGUACUCUGGCUGAACAAUAGAUUAAGAUUAGAAUGACUACAGACCUCAAAACAAGAACAACUGAUUAACAAGUCAACCAACGGCUCUCUACUUAAAACUUUAGUAUAUGGGCCAUUUUCGGGUCUUGGUUCUUUCAUUUGAUAUCACUUCAGACAGGACACUGGAUGUGUAUUAAUAAAGACUCGUGACUCUGAAUAAUAGAAGAAUCGAGGCAGGUAAAGCCCAUAAGCCUUAAACCAAAGACCAGCAAAUCAUAUCUAUCAAGAUAAUCAACGGGAAGCAUUUCCGUUCGAUAAUAAGUCCGUCACUGAAUAUCUUCACCUAACACAUCUCCGCCAGCAUGUUAUUACCAGGACAACUUUGUUCCAAUUGCCAUGGUAGCGUGUUGAGUUUCUUCUGACAUUUUCUGUAUCUCUCCUGAGGUGGCAUUCUCUAACUUCCGAAUUUGUAUUCUCAAUUACAAA